ACUAAAAUGACUAAUCAAAAUUGACAAUAAAAUAGAUAAAUUACUAAAAAUAAUAAACAAAUAUCAAGAAGAAUAAGAAAUAUAUAGAAUAUAAUAAUAAAUAUUUAAAAUCAAUAUUAGAAGAUCUAUUUAAAUCGCUAAUCCAAUUAGAAAUACUAUUAAAAAUAGUUAAAAUAGAACCUAGUCGAUCAUCAAGACCAAAGAAGGAUAAAUGGAAUCGAGUCAGAAAGAAUUAAACAUAUUUCCAUAAUUGAAAAAAAAUUAGAACGAAAAGAGAACGAAAGUAACCAAGUAAUAAAUAAAAUAACAACAUUCUGUAGCAAAUCUGGAAAAGAAAAUACGACUAUAGGAAGAGAAUUAGAAUUAGUAAAUUUAAUUAAUAAGAAACAUCUAAAAUAUAAUAUUAGAAAGUUACAAGGAUAUUUAACAUAGAAAAUUAUACAACACAUCAUGAUGUACGAGAAUUAAAUAUAUAUUUGCUUCAGCAAAUUAUUCGAUUAUUAUAACUUAUAAUGGUAAUUGAAAUACAUGAUAAUUGAUUCUACAUUUCCUAUUCGAAAAUUGGUUUGGUAUCAAAGUCUUCAAAAGAGGAUUCCAACUAAAUAGAAUUCAUAAGAUAUAUUUGCUUUAGAGAAUAAUUCAAUUAUUAGAAAACAUAAUGAUAAUUGAAAAUACUUAUAAUGAUAGUUGAUUCUAAAUUUUCUAUUCACAAAUUAGUUUGGUAUCAAGUCUUCAAAAGAGGAUACCAACUAAAUAAUAAAAAUUGUUGUUUUUUAUAAGUCAAAAUAAUUUUUUACAAUAAGAAAAGUACAAGGAUCAAUUAAGAAAUUUAGAAAAUAGUAUAUUCCAAGAAUAUUCUGUUAAUUUUAACAGAAUGCACCUAACAUUAAACUUAAGUGGUACCGGGUGCACAAAUAAUAAAGUUUAGUGGUACCCGACGCCCUAUUCAAACUUAAGUGGUAUGUCUGUCCCAAAUCUCAAACUUAAGUGGUAUCUAAGGUAUUUUACCCACAAAAAUAUUGUCUGUUUUGGGUCAAGAUCCUCACGAUUUUUACUUUGGGGUCCAAUUUAAGGUGACUUUUCAGAAUAUCACCCAUCCUUAUUGUACUCUACAAUAAACACGUUUAACUUCGGAGUUCUCACAAGAACUCCUCAAUUUCACCCCAAAAAGUGUCUUGUCAGUUACGGCCGUUUUCUUACUUAUGAACCAUGAAUCUCUCCGUGCUUUGUCGAUGUGGGAUUUGCAUCAUUUGCCUAAUGUGUUAGGAUUAGUGUCUGAAACGAUGCGGUUUUAUUAUUCAUAUUGAGAAGUUGGAGUAUAGACCAUAGAUUAGAAUAAAUAGUACAAAGUAUGUGAUGAAUUCGUCUAGUAUAAUUGUAGAAGAAAUAUAUUUUAAGUAUGACAUAGUAUUUUAUGAUAAAAACUUAUUAUUUUAAUUAGAAGAGAGCACACAACGGAACGGAAGCGGUCAAUAAUUUUUCUGUAAGAACGGAUCUCUGUUUCUCUGACUUUUUGUAUGUUUAUUGUUCUGUAUAUAUGCAAUCAUCUAUUCUCAAGACUCUCAUAUUCACUUUUUCUACUCAAAACAUGGAAAUCAGAAAAUCAUUUUGCUCAUUUUAUGUGGUAUUAUUAUGGCUCUUGAAUAUCAGUAUACAACUUGCUGGAGUUUUUGGUCAUGACUCAACAGGGCCUGUUCCAGGGGGUGGUACUGAUGCUUCUGGAGCGGUGAAACUUCUGUGUGAUGAUCCAAAACAUGUCACGAUCGACAAUGGGAUCAUACAGUUGACAUUGGCGAAUCCAAUUGGACGAAUCACUGGACUAAAAUAUCAUGGAUCCGAGAAUUUAUUGCACAAUGUUGAAUCCAAGUUCUGGGGAGCGUACUUUGAUGUCUCCUAUAAUGUGAUUCCACCACGUCAAGGGGCAGGGGGUUUACAUAGAGUGGAGGCAACGAAAUAUACUGUCAUCACAGAGAAACCAGAUAUAGUGGAAGUGUCAUUCAGUGCAGCAUGGAAUCCAGAGCUAACAGAUUCUGUCGUUCCACUCAAUUUUGACAUAAGAUAUAUAGUACGAAAGGGUGAUUGUGGAUUUUAUACUUACGUCGUUGAGGAAAGACUGAAAGACUGGCCAGACAUGGACAUGAGUCUACACUUUUUCGUUUUCAGGCCUAAUAAACAGUUAUUCAACUUUAUGGCAGUGUCCGACGAAAUUCAAUUGGUUAUGCCGACAGAAGAGGAUCGAGCAACUGGUAUAACCCUAGCUCCUAAAGAAGCUGUGCUAAUAACCAAACCUGUAUCUAAUCCGGAUUUGAAAGACCAAGUGGAUGACAAGUAUGAAUACAUCCAAGAACAGAAGAAUUCAAAACUCAAAGGUUGGAUCUCCGAUAAGUCCAAAAUAGGGUUUUGGUUGAUUCAGCCUAGCACCGAAUACAUGAACGGCGGACCCAUCAAAUAUGAUCUCUCUUGUCAUUUAGGGCCAACUUGUGUCAUGGUUUUCACGGGAGAACAUGUUUAUGGAAAUGAUGUCGACAUGGUGUUCAAAAAAGGAGAGGGGUGGAAUAAACUGUUUGGACCAUUUUUCGUUUAUCUAAACUCCGACCAAGAUCGUGCAGGCCUCUGGAAAGAUGCCAAAUCACGGUUGGAGAAAGAAAAACAACUUUGGCCAUAUAGUUUUGUUCAACAUAAAGAUUACCUUCCAGCUGCCCAACGCGGAAGUGUUAUUGGCCAAUUACUCGUUGACGACAAAUACAUAUGCCAGACUCCUAAGGAGGCAUGCAAAGCAAUGGUGGGUUUGGGAGCGCCCGGUACAACUAAUGAAGCAUGGCAACGUGAAGCAAAGGGUUAUAGCUUUUGGACGGAAGCAGAUGAGAAAGGAAACUUUGUGAUUAAGAAUGUGAGGCCUGGAGACUACAAUUUAUAUGGUUAUGUUCCGGGUAUAAUAGGCAGUUUAAGACAUCCUCAACUUAUUACGGUGAAACCAGGGAAUGAGAUCAACCUUGGCCAAGUUAUCUAUAAGCCUCCAAGAAAUGGUCCUACGAUAUGGGAAAUUGGCAUUCCAGAUCGUUCUGCUAAAGAAUUCUUUAUCCCAGAUCCAGAUCCAAAGGCUCUGAACAAGUUCUGGUUAGAUAAACCAGAUCAGAAGUUUAGGCAAUGGGGAUUGUGGGAUCGAUAUCCUGUGUAUUGGCCUAAAGAGGAUGUUGUUUUUGAAGUCGGUCGUAGCAACUAUAGCAAGGAUUGGUGUUUUGCUCACUUUUUAAGGUCAGAUGGAAAGACUUGGAAUCCCACAAUUUGGAAGAUUAUUUUUGACCUUCCAGAAGUAUGCACAACCGGAAGUUACACUAUCCACAUAGUAUUGGCAGCCGCGGAAUUGACAAAUACACUUGUUUAUGUAAACGACUUAAACGCCAGGAGGGCACAUUAUAUGACGGGGACUUGUGGAGAUGACAAUGCAAUUGCAAGACACGGAGAUCAUGGAUUUUAUAGGUGUUUUAGUGGACCUCUCCCAGCAAACUUAUUUGUGAAGGGGAAGAACACAAUUUUCCUAAAACAAGCCAGAUCCAAUACUUACAUGUUUGCCGGGGUGAUGUACGAUUACAUUCGUCUCGAAGCACCGCCUCCUCCCACAGCAGAACCAAAAGAGCUAUAACUUCAUAGUUUUGUUUUGUGUUAUUGUAAGAUGUAUGAAUUCAUAAUCUCACCAUAGCAAUUGAUGAAAGUUCAAAUAAAAUUUCACCAUAUAUAGCCUAUGUUUAGUGAAGGAAACACCAAAAGACUAGAUCUCUGACCGCUUAUGCUCAAACACAACCUGCAAAGGUGAAGAAUAUCCAAGUAAGUAGCUUAAUAUUGAAGUCCCAAUCCUCUCAAUUAAAGAACAAACUGAUUUCGAAACG
This is a messenger RNA of Linum trigynum, 3887 nucleotides long. The record is from the annotation of a GenBank genome assembly. Lineage: Eukaryota; Viridiplantae; Streptophyta; Magnoliopsida; Malpighiales; Linaceae.